This is a messenger RNA of Arvicola amphibius (Eurasian water vole), 3233 nucleotides long. It is a transcript of the gene Rfx4, whose product is annotated as regulatory factor X4. Gene Ontology annotation, biological process: regulation of transcription by RNA polymerase II. The record is from RefSeq and is a predicted model, not a curated record. The transcript has 14 exons. Gene Ontology annotation, molecular function: RNA polymerase II cis-regulatory region sequence-specific DNA binding; DNA-binding transcription factor activity, RNA polymerase II-specific. The coding region runs from base 1 to 1926 and encodes 641 amino acids. NCBI's taxonomy places the organism in Eukaryota, Metazoa, Chordata, Mammalia, Rodentia, Cricetidae.
AUGAGCUGGGCUGCCUUCAGCGGGCCUGAGUACUUCAUCCCAGGAGGCAUGCAGAUGGAGGCGAGCUGCCCUCUGGGCAGAAAUUUCACAGAAUGGUACCAUUACUAUGGGAUAGCAGUGAAGGAAAGCUCCCAGUAUUAUGAUGUGAUGUAUUCAAAGAAAGGAGCUGCCUGGGUGAGCGAGACAGGCAAGAGAGAAGUGACCAAACAGACGGUGGCGUAUUCUCCCCGGUCCAAGCUUGGGACGUUGCUGCCAGACUUUCCAAAUGUCAAAGACCUGAAUCUGCCAGCCAGUCUUCCUGAGGAAAAGGUGUCUACCUUCAUUAUGAUGUACAGAACACACUGUCAGAGAAUACUGGACACUGUCAUAAGAGCCAACUUUGACGAGGUUCAGAGUUUCCUUCUGCACUUUUGGCAAGGAAUGCCACCCCACAUGCUGCCUGUGCUGGGCUCCUCCACGGUGGUGAACAUCGUGGGCGUGUGCGACUCCAUUCUCUACAAGGCCAUCUCUGGAGUUCUGAUGCCCACGGUGCUGCAGGCAUUGCCGGACAGCCUAACUCAGGUGAUCCGAAAGUUCGCCAAGCAGCUAGACGAGUGGCUGAAAGUGGCUCUCCAUGACCUCCCAGAAAACCUGAGAAACAUCAAAUUUGAAUUGUCGAGAAGGUUUUCCCAAAUUCUGCGAAGGCAAACGUCACUGAAUCACCUUUGCCAGGCAUCUCGGACGGUGAUCCACAGCGCGGACAUCACGCUCCAGAUGCUGGAGGACUGGAGGAACGUGGACCUGAGCAGCAUCACCAAGCAGACUCUCUACACCAUGGAGGACUCCCGGGAUGAGCACCGCAGGCUCAUCAUUCAGUUGUACCAGGAGUUUGACCACCUGCUGGAGGAGCAGUCGCCUAUCGAGUCUUACAUAGAAUGGCUGGACACCAUGGUCGACCGAUGCGUUGUGAAGGUAGCUGCCAAGAGACAAGGGUCCCUGAAGAAAGUAGCGCAGCAGUUCCUGCUGAUGUGGUCUUGCUUUGGUACCAGGGUGAUCCGGGACAUGACCCUGCACAGUGCUCCCAGCUUCGGGUCUUUCCACCUAAUUCACUUGAUGUUUGACGACUACGUGCUCUACUUGCUAGAAUCUCUGCACUGUCAGGAGAGGGCCAAUGAGCUCAUGCAAGCCAUGAAGGGAGAGGGGAGCACUGCAGAAGUCCAGGAAGAGAUUAUCUUGACUGAGGCUGCUCCGCCCACCCCUUCACCAGUGCCGUCAUUUUCUCCAGAAAAAUCUGCCACGUCUGUGGAGGUGCCGCCUCCAUCCUCCCCUGCCAGCAACCCAUCCCCUGAGUACACUGGCCUUAGCACAACAGGAGCAAUGCAGUCAUACACGUGGUCGCUAACAUAUACAGUGACGACAGCCGCUGGGUCCCCAGCUGAGAACUCCCAACAACUGCCCUGUAUGAGGAGCGCCCACAUGCCUCCCUCCUCCGUCACACACAGGAUACCAGUCUACUCCCACAGAGAGGAACACGGGUACACGGGAAGCUAUAACUAUGGGAGCUAUGGCAACCAGCAUCCUCACCCAAUGCAGAGCCAGUAUCCAGCCCUGCCUCACGACGCGGCCGUCUCUGGCCCACUCCACUACUCCCCUUACCACAGGAGCUCUGCACAGUGCCCUUUUAACAGCCCCGCUUCUAGGAUGGAGCCCUGCUUGAUGAGCGGCACUCCCAGGCUGCAUCCCACCCCUGUUACUCCUCGCUGGCCAGAGGUGCCAACAGCCAACGCAUGCUACACGAGCCCAUCUGUGCAUUCCACGAGGUACGGGAACUCGAGUGACAUGUACACGCCCCUGACCACGCGCAGGAAUUCUGAGUACGAGCACAUGCAACACUUUCCUGGCUUUGCUUACAUCAACGGAGAGGCCUCCACUGGAUGGGCUAAGUGACUGCUUUCAUAGGAAUUCAUAUUUAAUAUUAAUAAUUAAUAAUAAUAAUAAACCCAAUACCCACCCUCCGGAAGACUUUAUCUCUAUACAUCAUAACUCGCGGGCUGUUCCUAAGCGUCCAUUUUCCUAAUGAGCAAGAGGAUGUUCAACCUGGGAUGAAUAGACUUUAGUUCAGAAACAGGACUUAGUAAAAGUCCCUGGGCUUGGGUUCCUGUGUCCAAGCCAGACCUGACUGUUUCUAGAGAGCACUAUCGUGGGCAGGCCGACCCGUGCCUUUCCCCUCUGUUCCAUGACCUUGCAUGGCAGCCACUCCCUGUAGGGUACUUAUUUUCUCGUUGACAAAGCUCUUUAGUCUUGAAGGAUGGAUACUGGAGCCAGAAUCCGGUUUGUGUUCUUGGGUGGGUGUCGUUUACAGAGAGCGCUUGCCUUGCCCUGUCUGUCAUCUCACUGUGCAGCCCCCAGCCCUUGGGCGUUUCCACCUCCCGACUUAUCGUGGUGGUGGUGGCAUUGCUACUUCCUGGAGUCCUAGGGCUACGUGGAAGUUCCUGAAAAUGCUAAGCAGCCUGUUCCACUCACGCCUGCCAUGUCUCCUGCAUUGUCUUGGGGUGUAAGCACUGUUUGGAGGGACUGAGGAGGCCUGCUGUAUUCCGCCUUUGUUGACUGAUGUCCGUACGGACCAGUUCUUCUAUGUACAAGGAUGUGUCCUAAGUUUGCACAAUGGCUGGCAUCAGCGAAAGGCAGGAGAGGGUUUUCUUAAGUUCUGUGAGAACUGUGGAUUUAUGGCACUACGCGUCAUCCUCCACUCUGUUGCUUUGUGAAGCUGGAUGGAUCAGACUUUGACUUAGCAAGCGCCAAGUGAGACAGCUGUCCUGGUUCCUUCAUAAGACUAGAAUAUUUUCCGACACUUUGCUAGAAAAAAAAAAAAACAAUUCAAAGCUGUGCCUUUGAGUCUAUACUAUACUGUGUAUGUGUGGAAAUAAAAAUGUAUUGUACUUUGGGGAAAUUUCUUCGUAGGUAUUUUUUGUCAGAUUUGCAGAUAUUUGUGAGGUUUGUUAGAGAUUAACAUAGGUUUUCUUUCUGUAUUAUAAGAUGCACCAAGCAAUUAUGGUGGACCUAUUACCCUAUGGGUAAGAAAUAAAUCGAAAUAUGACAUCGGAUGUUUUAGAAAAUGUUCUGUAAAUAAAAUGUUUGAUCACACCACCCAGUGUGAUAAUCAUGUCUACAGCUAAAAUGGAAAUAGUUUUAUCUGUACAGUUGUGCAAGAUAUGAAUGGUUUCACACUCAAAUAAAAAGUAUUGAAAUGACCA